Molecule: messenger RNA, 258 nt
Organism: Cooperia oncophora
Lineage: Eukaryota; Metazoa; Nematoda; Chromadorea; Rhabditida; Trichostrongylidae
Source: the annotation of a GenBank genome assembly
AUGUAUGGAAGAAAGCGAAAGCCUCCCACACAUAAGGAGUGUGCUUUUCAAACGAUGCUCAAAAUGCGGUACGCUGCUGGAGCCAUAUUCGUAAGCAAAAUGUUUGACCAGAUAUGUCCUAAUGAAUUGAAACACUCACUGGAGAUGAUACUGUUACAGGCAUCGAAGAACUCAGUUCUCGACAUGGUGAAGGAUUUGCGAGAAGCAUUCGAGGAAAUGCUUAUCGCGAAUGAUUGGAUGGACGAGACCACAAAAAAG